Messenger RNA from Bemisia tabaci, 782 nucleotides. RefSeq lists its product as uncharacterized. NCBI's taxonomy places the organism in Eukaryota, Metazoa, Arthropoda, Insecta, Hemiptera, Aleyrodidae. The record is from RefSeq and is a predicted model, not a curated record.
CCGCUUCGUCCUUGUUUGAGUGAGCACAUGUUUGUUUACCAAAAGGCCCGUGAAAUCUUGUUCUCUUGUCUUGUCAGUCCGUGAAGUUGUCUUUGAUUUUCCUUUCAUCGACGAGAAUUUACGCGUGAGUCCUUUCCGUUUCCCGAACUCUCACGGAUAAUUUUGUCAUCAGAAGGAAGUGGAUUGAUAAGAUAAUGGCUGGUCGCGGGAGGCACAACUUUAUGGACACGAGCAAUGACUCGAAUAACAAUUCACCGAUACCCGAGAAGAAGAGUCGCCUGGAAGUAGAGAGGAGUCACUUAGAAGUAGAGAGGAGUCGCUUAGAAGUAGAGAUGAGUCGCUUAGAAGUAGAGAAGAAAAAGUCGGGCUUUAACAAUUCACCGAUACCCGAGAAGAAGAGUCGCCUGGAAGUAGAGAAGAGUCGCUUAGAAGUAGAGAAGAAAGAGUCGGGCUUGCCGUGUUUCUGCAACCGGAAACCCAACGGGAUUUACUGUAACAAUUGCCAAACUUUCACCCCCAACGUUCGCAUAAGACGAGCGUGUCCGCAGCAUCCGCAAGUUCUCUGGCUCAUGGAUCUUGAAAGUUGUCCCACUUGCCUCAAAGAUCACAACCUCAUGGAGCUAUCUCGCUGACUCUCAUCUGUGAUACUUUCUCAUCCUCCCGGUUUUUCUCAACUCACUGAUACUUAUUUUAUUUUAGUUUACCGUAUUUCCCUUCCAAGAUGGUUUAUUUUAGCCGUUUUUCUUUAUUCUGUAAGGUAGACUUUACCGUGUUUUCCUCAC